CCGCCUGUCUUGGCUGGAAAACUCCGGAGUUGGCUUCUCCUUGGAUUACCCCACCAUAAGUUUACACGCCGUCUCCAGGGACCUGAGCGCUUACCCCUGGGAGCACCUCUACGUCAUGGUGAACGCCAAAUUCGAAGAAGAGGAGACAAAAGAGACUGCUGUGGCUGAAGGGGAGGAAGAGGAAGAUAGCGAUGACGACGUUGAACCAAUUGCAGAAUUCAGAUUUGUACCCAGCGACAAAUCAGCCCUGGACGCCAUGUUUUCAGCGAUGUGUGAAUGCCAAGCUCUGCACCCAGACCCAGACGAUGAAGAUUCAGACAACGAUUAUGAAGGGGAGGAGUACGACGUCGAGGCCCGCG
Leptosomus discolor (cuckoo roller) is the source of this 359-nucleotide messenger RNA. The record is from RefSeq and is a predicted model, not a curated record. Lineage: Eukaryota; Metazoa; Chordata; Aves; Leptosomiformes; Leptosomidae.